Messenger RNA from Phoenix dactylifera (date palm), 699 nucleotides. The record is from RefSeq and is a predicted model, not a curated record. NCBI's taxonomy places the organism in Eukaryota, Viridiplantae, Streptophyta, Magnoliopsida, Arecales, Arecaceae.
AUGAGCAAAGCCCAAGGUGUUCUUAAUCCUGCCUACAUGAGUUGGCAGCACAAAGACCAGACGGUGCUUAGCUGGAUUAUUUCUUCAUUGUCUCCUUCCGUGGUUUCCACAGUUUAUGGUCUUGAGACCUCACGGCUUGCUUGGCAGGCCCUUGCUUCUCGUUUCGCUGCUCAAUCAAAGUCUCGGAUCUCUCAUAUUAAGAGUUGGCAAGCCAUAGAUGAUGAGGAUUUAAUCACCUACGUCCUCAAUGGCCUCACUUUGCAUUUCCAGUCAUUUGUUACCUCUUAUAUGUUGGUUACUCGGGAGAAGUCUAUGACUUUCUCUGAUUUUCAAGCUGAGCUGCUCAAUUACGAUCUCAUGCUGCGAUUUCACGACCACACCAUUCAGCCCGAGACUGGUUCUUAUGCGCUCUACACUAACAAAGCACAAUCCAAGCCAGGCUCUUGCAACAACAAGGGUCGGUCCUCACCCAAACGCAGCAUGCCUGGUUCCUCCUCUCAAUUUCGGCAUCCUUUGCCACAUCUUCCAACCGCCAAGUCCUCUCCUCCCCAUUGUGCUACACGAUCUAAGUCUCCUUGUCAGAUCUGCAAGAAGGAUAAUCAUCAGGCUCUCGACUACUUCAAUCGUAUGAAUUAUGCAUUUCAGGGCCGCCAUCCACCUCCUGAAUUAGCAGCUAUGGUUGCCGAGGCCAACACUUGA